AUGUCCCCUCACGUCAAGCCCGGAUUCUGGGGGAAAAUCCUCGCCCUCCUUGUGUUGCUGGGCUAUGGUGGCAGCCUUGCAGUGCAGCCGGUUGUCUUCAGCCAACCCAAACCGCAGCCGCGCAAGGGAUUGCCAAAUGACUUGCGCACAUCGGCUAUGAGCCAAGACCCGGGUGACUUUGUUUUGACAGCAUCCGAAAGAGCUUUGUUGAGGGAACUCGGCCAGGCUGCCAAACGGAGACAGUGGCGAAAGGUCAAGGAGUUGCAAGGUGCGGUGAGAAUCCCAAAGACACCAUUUUUCAAUGCUGAACUCGAUGCAGCUCUCAAGUGCCGCGAGUACCAGGCUGGCGCAGAAGUAUAUGACGAGCUAUGCGCAUUAUCGCUUCCGCAGGCGAUCGUCAGCUACAACCUCGGCAUGAAAUUGUUCGCUAAGUUGGGUGAUGGAGCCCGCGUCCGCAGCAUAUGGGCAGAGGCCCGCAAGGCUUAUAAAAUGGAUGUGACAAUGGCAGCUGCCAGGCUUGUGGCAGCGGCCGAUGAGGCAGACAUGGAGACGGCGCUAUCUCUUCUGGAUGAAAUGAAGGAUCAGAAAGUUCAGGCAGAUGCUGGCCACUUCACUUCCGUAGUGCGUGCAUGUCAACAUGCACCUGGUGGAGGUCAUCAAGAAGUUAUGCGCGCUUAUCGUCUGAUGGUGGACAUGGAUGUGACUCCUCAUCUUCGGUUCUAUACAAUCCUGUCAACAGCAUUUGCAGGAAAACCUGUCGAGGACCUCCAGGAGAUUCUUGCAGAUAUGGAGCGUCGUGGCCUGGAGUACGACACUGUCUUUGCAGACAAACACUUGCAAGCUUUGCUUUCAGAAAGGAAGGUUCGGGUUGACAAGAUCGGCGAGAUACCCAGAAACAGACUGAUGGCGGCAGCAGCUGCCCUGGCGAAAUUCAAGACAGCCCGCAAGGCAUCCUCCAAGUUUUGUAAGAAGUUGGAGGAAGCGUUGCAGGGCGAAGGCUUUGGUGUUUAA
Messenger RNA from Symbiodinium sp. CCMP2592, 1011 nucleotides. The record is from the annotation of a GenBank genome assembly. Lineage: Eukaryota; Dinophyceae; Suessiales; Symbiodiniaceae.